ACGCACUCUCGCAGUUUAAACUUACCGGUUCCGGGGCUACAGGAAACCUACAGUUGCUGCUCGAAGCCGAUGUUUGGAAAUGCCGAAGUUUUACUGUGAUUACUGUGAUACGUAUUUAACGCAUGACUCGCCGUCUGUAAGAAAGACUCACUGCAGCGGUCGAAAGCACAAGGAGAAUGUGAAGGACUACUACCAGAAAUGGAUGGAGGAGCAAGCGCAGAGCCUCAUUGACAAAACAACUGCUGCCUUCCAGCAGGGCAAGAUCCCGCCCUCUCCCUUCCCCGGAGCUCCACCCCCUGGUGGCGCCAUGAUCCCACCACCUCCCAACAUGAAUGGCCCUCCCCGCCCUGGGAUGAUGCAGGCGCCCCCUAUGGGUGGUCCUCCAAUGAUGCCGAUGAUGGGACCCCCGCCCCCCGGCAUGAUGUCCGUUGGUCCAGACUCUAGAAAAGAACAGCUGAUCCGAAUUGGACCAGACUGUCGAAUCUUCCCGCGCUUUCACAUGGAGUCAGGGAUGCGGCCUCCGAUGGGCGGGCCGAUGCAAAUGAUGCAAGGACCACCCAUGAUGCGACCGCCCUCUCGACCCAUGAUGGUGCCCUCCAGACCCGGCAUGGCAAGGCCUGACAGAUAAACAGGCUGGAGCAGAACAUUCCAACACGUUGCCCUUGCCCUUGCCCUCGCCGUCUUACACUGACUCUACCACUGGCUAGCUGUUUGUCCACAAAAUGAUAGCAGAUAUUCACUGACGCUGGUUUAGUCCAGUUUGGCAUAAAGGGUUCAGACAGCAAACCAGUUACCCCCCUUCAAUAGAGAAUAACAAAUAUCCAUCCACAGUGUGUAUUAAAUCCUCUCCCCACUGUUCAGUCAGUUACCCCAGAGCAAGUGCAAUCCGAUAAUGACAACUUGCAAGUAAUGUGGAAAUUUGGGAUGGACUCUUAUUGGCUCUGAUCCAAAGAGCUGCUAAUAUCUAGUGAUCAUCUUUUGUGCUUCCCCUAACUGUUAUUAUUUUAAUUUUUUUUCAAAGCCCACCAUGCACUAUCUGAAUUCUAGUGUCACAAAUUAAUUCUGGUGCACGUAAUGGAGCUUAUUGUGUGCAAACUAUUCUCAGAUGCCAAACAUGUGACUGAUGGUAUUCACCAAGAAAUAAGCCAACAGCACUCUUGCCAUCUGCAGUAAACUGAGUGCAUGUUUGUGCACCACGUUUAACUUGGUUUGCAUGAAAAACAAAACUCUUCUGCAUAUGAUUUGUAUGCUAUAGUAAAGCCAAACUCCACACCUGUGGCCGUGUGACACAACAACAAAAUAAGUGUGCUUGUGUGUUUCUGAGUUGGCAUAAUGCUACAGAUUGUGCUGAUUCUUGUCCUCCUGAAAGAUCCGUCUCCUCGCUGACGAGCAGCGGACGUUUGUGCAGUUUCUUGUGUGGUUUGCGUGCGUAGUGUAUGGUGGGCUUUUUUGGUGUAGUUGUUUUUACAGGUUGUAAAACCCACCAGCUCGUGCUUGUUUAAAUCUGGGUUUCAUUCAUUUUAUAGAACAUUUUAAAAUGUAUGCUUUGUUUUGUAGGUUUUUUGUUCUGUAAGUUGAAGUUGUGGAUUUUUGAAUUAAAUAAAAUUCCAAGGUUCA
Messenger RNA from Polyodon spathula (Mississippi paddlefish), 1617 nucleotides. Its product is annotated as U1 small nuclear ribonucleoprotein C. NCBI's taxonomy places the organism in Eukaryota, Metazoa, Chordata, Actinopteri, Acipenseriformes, Polyodontidae. Gene Ontology annotation, cellular component: nucleus; U1 snRNP. The record is from RefSeq and is a predicted model, not a curated record. The transcript has 7 exons. Bases 80 to 628 code for a protein of 182 amino acids. Gene Ontology annotation, biological process: spliceosomal snRNP assembly; mRNA splicing, via spliceosome; mRNA 5'-splice site recognition. Gene Ontology annotation, molecular function: zinc ion binding; pre-mRNA 5'-splice site binding.